AUGGCGCCGCCAUCGCAGCAGCUGGUGCUCGCGGCUUCCUCUGCCGACGCCGGCGUGGCCGCGUGGGAUCUCCGCACGGGCGCCGAGGCUAUCCGCCACCGGCCCUGCUCUUCCCGGCCACGUGCCAUCACCGCCGUCGCCGACCGUUUCCUCGCUGCCGCUCAAGCUCCCGCCGGCAACUCCGCCCCCAUCCACUACUACCACUGGGACAAGCCCCAGGUGGCCGUGAAGAGCUUCCCCGCAGAGCCAAUCCGCGUGCUCAUUGCUGAUCCGGAGGGGAACUAUCUCAUCGGCGGCGGUAUUUCCGGUGACAUUUUCUUUUGGGAGGUGGCAAGUGGAGAGCUGCUUGUCCGAUGGCAUGCUCACUAUCGUGACGUUAGGUGCCUAGCCCUCUAUGACUUAUUACUUGUCUCAGGGUCUGAAGAUGGGAGCAUCAAAGUUUGGGAUCUUCUCACGAUGCUUGAUGAACAAUCAAGGUUGGAGGCGAAGACUCCAUACCUGUACAACUUUAAUCAACACGCACUUCCUGUAACUGAUGUUGCUUGUUUUCAUGGAGCAAUUGCUGUGUCAUCUUCAGAGGACCGCACAUGUAAAAUAUGGAGUCUAUCUGAGGGCAGGAUGCUAAGAAGUAUUUCAUUUCCUGCCAUCAUUGAUUCUGUUGAAGUAGACCCAAGAAGUCAUAUUUUCUAUGCUGGUGGCAGAGAUGGAAAGAUAUAUGUUACUGCUAUGGGAGUUGACCCCUCUCAGGGCCGUGACGAUUCAUCUAUUCUCGGGGCUUUGGAUGACCACAGCAAGGCCGUAACGAGCUUAGCGUCAAGCACUGAUGGGCUUCUGCUAGUCUCUGGAUCGGAGGAUGGCCAUGUUCGGGUUUGGGAUACCAGAAGUCAGCAAGUAACCCGGAAAUUCAAACACUCCCAAGGUCCAGUAACAAAUGUUCUCAUAGUAACACCCAAAAGAGUGAAUUUACCACCUCUACAAUCAUUGCGUAAAGUGUGCGCAGCAAAUGGCGAAGUUGAACCACGAGCUGUAAUUCUGCCCCACCCUGAAAACGAUGUUCACAUUGCUGGAAAUCUCAGCUCUAACCUUCUAGAGCACCUCUUGGAUGCAACUCAGCAGCAUGGCAGUUCUAGGUUAUUUGAUUCUGGGGCGAGCACUCCCAAUGGGGCACCUAACGAACAGGGGGCAGAAUGGAGAAGUAAAUACCUGGAAUUGCAGGAUCUUUUUGUGCAUGAGGUUCGUGGUCAGAUGCCAUCUUCAAUGGACAUAUGAUACCACAAGACUGGAUAUUACAGGUUAUUACCGUAAGUUAGGAUGCCUGUGGUGAAAUUGUGUCGCCAACAAAUGAGCUGGUAUUCAACUAUAAAACCUGGGAACUCUGAGGAUGCAGAAGAUGAAUUCUUAGAAACAAUGAAGAUCAUACCUCUUGAUGUGCUGACAGGUGAACUGAAAGGAUGAGUUCUUUGAAACAAUGAAGUAGUUAUAUCAAUUGACAUGUGGAAGAGUAAUACUAGAAAUGGAAAGAUAUUUAAAUGGAACAAAAGGAUUGGUGGUAGAUGGGACAUCUGAAACUAUGAUUAUACUGAGUAAUCAGAAGUGAAGAUUUUUGCUUAAAAUA
This is a messenger RNA of Lolium rigidum, 1615 nucleotides long. Its product is annotated as protein ROOT INITIATION DEFECTIVE 3. Gene Ontology annotation, biological process: rRNA processing; DNA-templated DNA replication. The record is from RefSeq and is a predicted model, not a curated record. Gene Ontology annotation, cellular component: nuclear pre-replicative complex. NCBI's taxonomy places the organism in Eukaryota, Viridiplantae, Streptophyta, Magnoliopsida, Poales, Poaceae. Gene Ontology annotation, molecular function: protein binding. The coding region runs from base 1 to 1269 and encodes 422 amino acids. The transcript is spliced from 9 exons.